UUUGAUUAGGUGUAUAUUUUUCAUUCUAUCGAGUUCAUAAAACUAGUGCGUCUCUGAUUGUGGAUAUGUACCUCGCAUCCUCACGAUUUGCAAUUGGGAUUCGUUGAAUAAACUUUGAUUAUUUAAAAUCGAGUAAAGUGGAAGAUGUUAGCGACCGCUGAUCUCGCCAUUAUCGCCAAGAAAUCAACUGAAGGUAUCUCGACCUACCAAAUUCUCUCCAAUGACAGAGUUGGAAGGUAUAUGGUGGCAAAGAAAGACCUAGACCCUGGUGACGAGAUUCUAACGGAACUACCCUUUGUUGCGGGUCCGAAGGCAUCAACUUACCCCCUGUGUCUGUCAUGUUACACUCCUUGGCCGCCAGCUCAUAACACCACUCCUUUGUGCUCCAAGUGUUAUUGGCCAGUAUGUAAUGAGAUAUGUGAAAAUGCUACGCAACAUAGGGAAUAUGAGUGUCCAAUUCUUGAAGCUUCGAAGGAGAAAUUCAACGUUAAAGAAGCACUGGAAGGAGAGAAUCCAAAUGGUCUUCCCCAGCUGGAAUACAUCACCCCGUUGAGAUUACUCCUGGCAUCUGAAAAAUUUCCAGAAAGAUGGAAUAGAGAAGUGAAAGACAUGGAAGCGCAUAAUAAAAAGCGCAGUCAGGGUAGUCAAUGGAGAACCGAUGACAUAAACAUUGUCAAGUUCAUCAGAGAACGUCUGAAACUUGACAGAUUCUCAGAGGAAGUUAUUCACACAAGCUGCGGAAUCUUAGAGAUUAAUUGUCAUGAAAUCAGGACUGCUAAGGGAUACGGAGCAAGGGUUCUUUAUCCGACUGUUGCUCUCAUGAAUCAUUCUUGUGUCUCUAACACUAGCCACAGUAUUGAGACUGACGGUUACAGGGUGAGACUGAGAACAACUAUGAGAGUCCCCAAGGACGGAGAACUAUUCGGAAGUUAUACACACUCGCUCCUCCCAACCAUGUUAAGACAAGAGCGUCUUUUUGUGGGAAAACACUUCCAAUGCGCCUGCCCUCGAUGCUCUGAUCCAACGGAACUUGGAACACAUAUGUCCUCCCUUAAAUGUAACAAGUGUGAUAAUGGUAUAGUCGUUUCACUGGAUUCUUUAGAUUGUGAAAGUAUGUGGAAAUGUACUCACUGUGAAUUCUCAACGAGCGGAGCAGCAGUCAAGAAAGUUCUCCAGAUAAUAAAUUCCGAGGUUGAGGCAGCGGAGGCAAUCACAGGUGAUUAUGGUCCAGAUGCCAUUCACCAGAGAGAGAGUAUAAUAAAAAAAUAUCACUCGGUUCUUCAUCCUCGUCACGCGUUUCUGACAAUGCUCAGGUACUCGUUAUCACAGUUGUAUGGACGAGUGGAAGAGUAUAAUCAUGACGAUCUCCCGGAUAUUGUACUUGAGCACAAAGUGGAUAUUUGUAGACUUCUGCUCCAAGUUUUUGAUGUCAUUGAGCCAGGAUUAACGAGAAUACGGGGAAUGACUUUGUAUGAACUUCACGCACCACUUCUCUUUCUUGCCAAAUCCCAGUGGAGCACUGGGGUGAUUGAUAACGCAGGACUGAAAUCAAAAAUGACAGAGGCUGCUAAUGUUCUUAAUGAAGCCAUUAACAUCCUUAGUUUAGAGCCUUUGGACUCUAUAGAGGGACAGAUUGGAACUGGCGCUAGAGAAUCUUUGGCCCAGCUGGAACAGUCAAUCAAAGAUGUAUAAAUCAUAUAUCAUUAUUGAUUAUUUAUAUUCUCUAAACUGUUUGUAGUUAAAUAAAAGAAUAGUACUACUGGUGAAA
Molecule: messenger RNA, 1768 nt
Organism: Diachasmimorpha longicaudata
Lineage: Eukaryota; Metazoa; Arthropoda; Insecta; Hymenoptera; Braconidae
Gene: SmydA-3
Product: SET and MYND domain containing, arthropod-specific, member 3
Exons: 7
Coding region: 145-1692 (515 amino acids)
Molecular function (GO): protein binding
Source: RefSeq, a predicted model, not a curated record